Molecule: messenger RNA, 2294 nt
Organism: Daphnia carinata
Lineage: Eukaryota; Metazoa; Arthropoda; Branchiopoda; Diplostraca; Daphniidae
Gene: ras
Product: inosine-5'-monophosphate dehydrogenase 1-like
Exons: 11
Coding region: 209-1762 (517 amino acids)
Biological process (GO): GTP biosynthetic process
Cellular component (GO): cytoplasm
Molecular function (GO): IMP dehydrogenase activity
Source: RefSeq, a predicted model, not a curated record
AAUACACGCACAGGACACGUUCUCACUGAUAGUUCACGGACGCACGUGAAAAGACUAUCGAAAUCUAAUUAAUAGCGUGGUGUCUCUAAAAAAGAUCCCCGUUGAGUAUUAUCGUUAAUCCAUUCUCUGACAGCUGCGCUUCACUUGAAGCCUUCCAUUUUUGUUUUGAUUUUUUUUUUAAGUACCUGGUAUCCAUACCAAAUUAAUUAUGGCUGACUUUUUGAUCACUGGGGGAACAACUUAUGUUCCAGAGGACGGCCUUGUCGGUUCAUCCUUGUUCAACGUUGGAGACGGACUGACUUACAAUGACUUCAUCAUUCUUCCUGGAUUCAUUGAUUUUGCAGCUGAAGAAGUGGAUUUGACUUCUGCUUUGACCAAGAAAAUUACUCUGAAGGCUCCACUUGUUUCUUCUCCCAUGGAUACCGUCACAGAAUCUGAAAUGGCCAUUUCCGUUGCAUUAUGUGGUGGUAUAGGAAUUAUUCACCACAAUUGCAGCCCAGAAUAUCAGGCCACUGAAGUUUCCAAAGUAAAGAAAUACAGACAUGGAUUCAUCAGGGACCCUGUUGUAUUGACAACCCAACAUACUGUUGGAGAUGUCUUGGAAAUUAAAAGAAAGAAAGGGUUCUGUGGUAUACCCAUUACCGAAAAUGGGCGUAUGGGAGGAAAACUGGUUGGCAUUGUCACUUCAAGAGACAUUGAUUUCUUGGAAAAAUCAUCGGAUAUUCCCCUCGAACAUGUAAUGACAAAAGCGGGAGAUUUGGUUACGGCUCCUUCCGGUGUCACUCUGCAAGAGGCUAACGCUAUAUUGGAAAAGUCCAAGAAAGGCAAGUUGCCCAUCGUCAACGAGUGCGGCGAACUCGUGUCGUUGAUUGCUCGAACUGAUUUGAAAAAGUCACGAGAGUAUCCGUUUGCGUCGAUGGAUCCUGGGAGACAAUUACUUGUGGGCGCAGCGGUUGGCACUCGCGAUGCUGACAAACAACGGCUCCAGCUCUUAGUCCAAGCGGGUGUUGACGUCGUUGUCCUGGACUCAUCUCAAGGCAAUUCGAUUUUCCAAAUCGACAUGAUUCAAUAUAUUAAGCAACACUAUCCGGAUCUGCAAGUAGUUGGUGGAAAUGUUGUAACAGCUGCACAGGCCAAGAACUUGAUCGAUGCCGGCGUAGAUGGUUUGCGAGUUGGUAUGGGGAGUGGAUCGAUUUGCAUCACGCAGGAAGUGAUGGCUGUUGGACGCUCGCAAGGCACCGCCGUAUACAAAGUAGCUGAAUAUGCCCGCCGCUUCGGAGUUCCAGUCAUCGCUGACGGAGGCAUUCAAUCUGUUGGUCACAUAAUCAAGGCACUUUCGUUGGGCGCCUCUACGGUCAUGAUGGGCUCCAUGUUGGCGGGAACAACGGAAUCUCCUGGGGAAUACUUUUUCUCUGAUGGUGUCAGACUGAAGAAAUACCGAGGAAUGGGCAGUCUUGAAGCCAUGGAAAAGAAGGACACGAAAGGUGCGGCGUCCAGCCGUUACUUCCAUCGUGAAUCGGAUAAAAUCAAAGUGGCCCAAGGUGUUAGCGGCGCUAUCCAAGAUCGAGGAUCAGCUUUGCGUUUCUUACCCUAUCUACAGACGGGUAUUCGACAUGGUUGCCAGGACAUUGGAGCUCGCUCUCUGUCUCAUUUGAGGGCCAUGAUGUACUCAGGAGAGCUAAAGUUCGAACGCCGUACUCCUUCUGCCCAAAUGGAAGGAGGCGUUCAUGGCCUCUACUCUUACGAGAAACGUCUAUUUUAAAACAAGAAGAUACGGAAUCCAGUCAACAGCUUUAAUCUACAAUGCUCAGCUGAUAUUAACUAAUCCUGGAGUCACAAUUUAAACUUGAAUUGGAGCUCAGCCAAAUUGAAAUUGGACAAUACCCUAUUCCAAAUCCAUGGGUUUCACUUCUAAUCUCAAUUAACGAAAGUCCAAUUCAAAUUUGAACCAUAGCUCUUGCAACUGACCAUAUAGGUGCUCUUUGUGUAGGACACCUGUUUACGUCUUGUCCGACUUGUUGUUAUCGGCACAUUCCCCAACACUGUGACAAACAAAAUUUUGGUUUUCAUUUAGAGAAUCAAUCCUUUUCCUUAAUUAAUUCUAAAUGAUUAUUUUUUGAAAUGAGAUGUUUCAAAUUAGGUCGUUCUACCAGAAGUGUAUAACUGUGUUAGUUUCUCAGCAUGUCCUGUUGACCACUUUUCAGAUUCUCAUGCAUUGGAGAACAAUGUAAUGAGACUGAAUUUCUUUGUUUAUCUUUAUAUUUCUGUGAAAGAAAUAUAGAUUUAUAGUGGAA